Messenger RNA from Talaromyces rugulosus, 912 nucleotides. RefSeq lists its product as uncharacterized. The transcript is spliced from 2 exons. Lineage: Eukaryota; Fungi; Ascomycota; Eurotiomycetes; Eurotiales; Trichocomaceae. The record is from RefSeq and is a predicted model, not a curated record. The annotation marks the transcript as partial. Gene Ontology annotation, cellular component: mitochondrion. Gene Ontology annotation, molecular function: ATP-dependent FeS chaperone activity; 4 iron, 4 sulfur cluster binding; ATP binding. Gene Ontology annotation, biological process: mitochondrial respiratory chain complex I assembly; iron-sulfur cluster assembly.
GGUCUUCCCAAAUCAGGAACACCACCCGCAUUUAAAAGCCGCCGCGGCCUCCCCGAGAAGCGCAAAAUUCGCGAUGUCGCCAAGGUCAUAGCUGUCUCAUCAGCUAAAGGCGGGGUGGGCAAGUCGACAAUUGCGGUCAACCUAGCCCUGGCCAUGGCUCGGCGAGGCAUCCGCACUGGCAUUCUGGACACAGACAUAUUCGGCCCUUCCAUACCUACGCUAUUGAACCUCCAUGGCGAACCACGUUUGGACUCGUCGAAUUGCUUAAUCCCAUUGACAAAUUAUGGACUCAAGUCUAUGUCAAUGGGAUAUCUGCUCCCCCAAGCAUCAUCUCCGCAGACCGACCCCUCCACACCUCCGCCCAUGGAUACAACGCCGAUCAGCUGGCGCGGACUCAUGGUAACUAAAGCCAUGCACCAACUCCUCCACUCAGUCUCAUGGGGUCCACUCGAUGUACUCAUACUCGACCUCCCGCCCGGGACUGGCGAUGUCCAGCUUACGAUCGGGCAAGAAAUAAUUCUCGACGGGGCCGUUAUCGUCUCUACACCACAAGAUAUCGCCCUCCGAGAUGCUGUCCGUGGAUUCGGCAUGUUCCAGAAAAUGGAUGUCCCAGUGCUUGGUAUGGUUAGAAAUAUGGCAUUCUUUGAAUGUCCACACUGUGGUAACGAGACGAGGAUAUUCUCACACUCGCAUGGCCAUGAAAGUGCCGAGCAAGGCGUCGUGGCGCAGUGCAACAGGCUGGGAAUAGACUUUCUUGGUGAUAUCCCCCUUGAUGCUAGGGUCUGUGAAGAUGCAGAUCGGGGAGUGCCCACGGUUGUAGCUGAGGAGGCAAAUGAGAAUAGUGGUAGGAGGAGGGCAUUUAUGGGCAUUGCCGAAAAGGUAGCUAGGAAGGUUGGCUUAGAGUGGAAAUAG